AUGUGGGGCUAUCUAUCCCUGCUGCCUGUAUUCCUGACCCUCUGGGCUGUUGCCGGAGUCUGGACUGUUUUUGCAAUUUCCGUGGCCAACAGGACUGUGAAUCUCACCGAAGGCUUCCCCUACAUCAGUGUCUGCGGAUCUUACCCCCCUCAGAGCUGCAUCUUCAGUCAGUUGCUCAAUGUGGGAGCUGCUAUGGCUGCCUGGAUCUGCAUUGUACGUUACCACCAGCUCCGGGACUGGGGGGUCGGAAAGUGGCCUAACCAGCUGAUCCUGUGGACGGGGCUCCUCUGUGCGCUGGGCACCUCCGUGGUAGGCAAUUUCCAGGAAACCAACCAGCAUCAUGUGCACCUAACAGGGUCCUUCCUCGCUUUCAUCAUGGGCAACGUCUACUUCUGGUUACAGCUCCUCCUCUUCUGGCGGAUGAAGAGCCUGCCCCAGCCUGGAGGCCCUUGGGUCUGGCCACUCCGCCUGGGCCUCUGCUGCCUCUGUACCAUCCUGAUUGUGGCCAUGAAUGUCCUCAACGUCCAGCAGCUGCGCUCUGCCUCUGCCCUCUGCGAGUGGGCUGUUGCCAUGCUGCUGUUCACGCUUUUCGGCCUCUUUGCCAUUGACUUCUCUGGCCUAGAUGGCUGCACCCUGUGUCUUCAGUCGAGGCCCAGCCGAGGCCCCCCACCAGGGCCCAGUCUCAGCCCCCAGCCAGCUUCCCCUGUCUCCCUGCAGGUCAGGCUGUAG
Galeopterus variegatus (Sunda flying lemur) is the source of this 729-nucleotide messenger RNA. RefSeq names its product transmembrane protein 150B (gene TMEM150B). The transcript is spliced from 6 exons. NCBI's taxonomy places the organism in Eukaryota, Metazoa, Chordata, Mammalia, Dermoptera, Cynocephalidae. The record is from RefSeq and is a predicted model, not a curated record. The coding region runs from base 1 to 729 and encodes 242 amino acids.